Cyprinus carpio (common carp) is the source of this 1409-nucleotide messenger RNA. Its product is annotated as WD repeat-containing protein 5. The record is from RefSeq and is a predicted model, not a curated record. NCBI's taxonomy places the organism in Eukaryota, Metazoa, Chordata, Actinopteri, Cypriniformes, Cyprinidae. Gene Ontology annotation, molecular function: histone binding. Gene Ontology annotation, cellular component: Set1C/COMPASS complex.
CACGAAAAAUUGCAGGUUUAGUCGGAAUUAAACCAAAACAUCAGCUAGCAAAUUGCGCCCCUGCGCGCCUUUAAACGGAGCUCUCGAACUGUAAAUUUGACUGGAAACGCUUUUGCAAUCGCGCGUUAAAAGCCCCUGUAUUUGACCCACAUAAGGUGCAGUGAUGGCAUCAGAGGAGAAGAAGCCAGAGACAGAAACACAUAAGACACAUUCAGCAUCAAUAUCAUCCUCCAAGUCUGCUCCUGUGAAGCCAAACUACUCCUUGAAGUUCACCCUCGCAGGUCACACAAAAGCUAUAUCCUCAGUCAAAUUUAGCCCUAGUGGUGAAUGGUUGGCCAGUUCAUCGGCAGACAAGCUCAUCAAAAUAUGGGGAGCUUUUGAUGGAAAAUUAGAGAAGAGUCUUGCAUGACAUAAACUUGGAAUAUCAGAUGUGGCCUGGUCUUCAGAUUCAAAUCUUUUGGUGUCUGCAUCAGAUGACAAAUCACUGAAGAUCUGGGAUAUGAGUUCGGGAAAAUGUCUGAAGACACUGAAAGGCCAUAGCAACUACAUCUUCUGUUGUAACUUUAACUCACAGUCGAACCUUGUUGUUUCUGGAUCUUUUGAUGAGAGCGUACGGAUUUGGGAUGUCAAAACUGGGAAGUGUCUGAAGACCCUGCCCGCUCACUCGGACCCCGUCUCAGCGGUUCACUUCAACAGAGACGGAUCUCUUAUAGUAUCCAGUAGCUAUGAUGGUUUAUGCCGAUUGUGGGACACUGCAUCAGGACAAUGUCUGAAAACUCUUAUAGAUGAUGAUAACCCUCCUGUCUCAUUUGUGAAGUUUUCUCCAAAUGGAAAGUACAUUCUAGCUGCGACACUGGACAAUACGUUAAAGCUCUGGGACUACAGCAAGGGAAAGUGUCUCAAGACAUAUACUGGACAUAAGAAUGAAAAGUAUUGUGUGUUUGCCAAUUUUUCUGUGACUGGAGGAAAGUGGAUCGUCUCAGGCUCUGAAGACAACAUGGUGUAUAUCUGGAACUUGCAGACCAAAGAAAUUGUUCAGAAACUGCAAGGGCACACAGAUGUAGUGAUCUCGACAGCUUGUCACCCUACAGAGAACAUCAUUGCCUCUGCAGCCCUGGAGAACGACAAGACCAUCAAACUGUGGAAAAGUGAUUGUUAAGUUAAAGCACUGCACUUCAGAGGCUUUAGUAGAAACUUCAGAAUGACGACUUCCAAUAGUGUCUGUCUUUUACAAUGGUUUGAAAGCGCUUAGUGCAGGGUUCUUAUCGGAGAGAUGGGCAGGUCCUGUCUGCUCAGAAUAGUGACAAUCUCACUCAAGCCUUUUCCCCCUUAAUAUAUUCUAAUAAUCUACUGUAAUGUUUUCAGUUCAUUUUAAUUUACUACUGAAGAACAAAUGUUUUCUAUCAAAC